AUGCAGACUUUAUGGUAUCAAGGAGAGAGUGACACGUCGCAUAUUCAUGAUGCUGAGGUUUACCAGAGGAACAUGGAGAGGCUUAUUGAGGAUGUUAGAGAGGAUCUUGGUCUCCCUUCACUUCCAAUUAUCAUGGUAGCAAUUAUAUCAGGAGAUGGUAAGUACGUGGAAAAGGUGAGAGAAGCACGACCAGGGAUUAAUCUACCAAAUGUGGUAUGCGUUGAUGCCAAGGGAUUGCAUCUUAAAGAGGAUCGUCUUCAGUUAACAGCUGAAAGUCAGGUUAAGCUGGGCCACAUAUUGGCAGAUGCUUACCUCAAGGAUUCUGCAUCUUCUUUGCUUAAAAUAAAGGGAAUUGAUUGCCUAGUGUUUGACGUGAGUGGAUUCUGUACUGUACUGUACUGUUGA
Messenger RNA from Populus nigra (black poplar), 405 nucleotides. Its product is annotated as probable carbohydrate esterase At4g34215. The transcript is spliced from 2 exons. The record is from RefSeq and is a predicted model, not a curated record. Bases 1 to 405 code for a protein of 134 amino acids. Lineage: Eukaryota; Viridiplantae; Streptophyta; Magnoliopsida; Malpighiales; Salicaceae.